CCACCAGAAAGUUCUUUGCUUCCAACAAUGGCAGCCAAGAACACCACCAUCUUUUCCUUUUUUUCAACUCUCAUUUUCUUCGGUUUAAUCCAUUCUAAUCAGAUUGAUGCGCUGAAUACUAACUACUACGAUCACACAUGCCCCAAUGUCGAAUCAACCAUUACAAGUGUUGUGAAGAAAGCUAUGAUGAAUGAUCCAACAGUUCCUGCUGCGCUUCUUAGAAUGCAUUUUCAUGAUUGCUUCAUCAGGGGCUGUGACGGUUCGGUGUUGUUGAAUUCAACUGGAAAGAACAAAGCUGAGAAAGAUGGACCACCAAACAUAUCUUUGCAUGCAUUUUAUGUAAUUGAUAAUGCCAAGAAAGCACUAGAGUCUUUAUGCCCCAAGACUGUUUCUUGUGCAGAUAUUUUGGCAUUAGCUGCAAGGGAUGCAGUCACUUUGUCCGGAGGGCCAACAUGGGAUGUUCCCAAAGGAAGAAAAGAUGGAAGAAUCUCAAAAGCAACCGAAACCCGACAAUUACCCGCUCCAACAUUCAAUAUUUCUCAGCUUCAACAAAGUUUUGCUCAGAGAAGUCUUUCUAUGGAUGAUUUAGUUGCACUCUCAGGAGGACAUACACUUGGGUUCUCUCAUUGCUCAUCCUUCCAGAACCGGAUACACAACUUUAACUCAAAGCAAAGUGUCGACCCAGCAUUACAGUCGUCAUUUGCAGCCCGUUUAAAGAGCAUAUGCCCGGCACACAACACAGUAAAAAAGGCGGGUGCAAAUCUUGAUUCGACUCCCACAACUUUCGACAAUAGAUAUUAUAAGUUACUUCUACAAGGCAAGAGUAUUUUCUCAUCUGAUCAAGCAUUGGUCACUAUGGCAAACACCAAAACAUUGGUCUCAAAGUUUGCUAGCUCACAACAUGAGUUUGAGAAAGCAUUUGUGAAAUCCAUGAUUAAGAUGAGCAGCAUCCAUGGUGGCCAAGAGGUUAGGUUGGAUUGUAGGGUGGUAAACUAAACCAAAUUGGUGGAAAUGGAAGGGACUGGCUUGACCCAAUGUGUUCUUGAAUGAAAUUGUAUAACAUUUUUUAUUUGUAUUCCAUUGGAUGCUCAAAGUGUAUUGCUACAGAAGUUAGUAACGUUUUGUGUUGUAUUUUGAUUUUUGGGUGAAAAUAUCAUCUUUAAGUUUUUUUUUUC
Messenger RNA from Helianthus annuus (common sunflower), 1175 nucleotides. Its product is annotated as peroxidase 64. The transcript has 4 exons. Lineage: Eukaryota; Viridiplantae; Streptophyta; Magnoliopsida; Asterales; Asteraceae. The coding region runs from base 28 to 996 and encodes 322 amino acids. Gene Ontology annotation, cellular component: plant-type cell wall; plasmodesma. The record is from RefSeq and is a predicted model, not a curated record. Gene Ontology annotation, biological process: hydrogen peroxide catabolic process; response to oxidative stress. Gene Ontology annotation, molecular function: peroxidase activity; heme binding.